AUGACCUCGUCGACUACCUUCACGCCCCAGACCUUCGCCAAACUCUCCCCUCACCCAUUUCUCCUCGCAAACCUCCAACCACCCAGCCAUGCUGCCUCGGCCAAGCCAACACGAACAAACGGCCGCGACCCGCACCAAGCCCGACCACUCAACAUAAAUGCUUCGUCAUUAUCUCACGCACAUGGCAGCGCCAUGGUGCGAAUCGGAGACACAAGCGUCAUUUGCGGCGUGCGGGGAGAGCUGCUACCGUCCACAAGCAUCCCACAAUGGCGGAAACCCAAGAGCAAAGCAGAGCUGGAGACGGUGGAAGACAAGGAGGCCGAGGUCAAGGAGGAGGGCGCACGGGAGCUGCGGGACUACGACCUGCUCGUGCCCAACAUCGAGCUGGCCACAGGCUGCGCGCCGCAGUUCCUCCCCGGCGUGCCGCCCACGACGCUGGCACAGACCCUAAGCACGCGCGUGUACUCGCUGCUGCACAGCUCGGAGCUGCUGGACGCGGAGGACCUGAGGGUGUGGUAUACGCCGCCCAACUUGGACGCUGACGAGUACGACAAGAUGGAGGGCGUGGACGGCGAGGAGACAGAGCUGCAGGAGCCCGAGAUCAAGGCUUACUGGACGCUGUACAUCGACGUGCUGUUCAUUUCAUUCGACGGCAACCCCUUUGACGCGGCCUGGAUCGCCAUACUCGCGGCUCUGAGGGACACGAAGUUGCCGCGGGCUUGGUGGGACCCGGACAGGGAGAUGGUGCUCUGCUCGCGGUCAGAGACCAGGCCCCUGAGCGUUCGCGGGCUGCCAGUUGCAUGCACGGCUGGCGUGCUUAAUGAGAGGGAGACGGAGGUCGCUGGCCAGAGCAAGUCUUUUGUGUUGGUAGAUCCAGACCGUCUGGAGGAGAGCUUGUGUGAGGAGAGCAUUACUGUUGUGGUAGAUCGCACAAGUGGUGAGACGAGGAUACGAGGGAUAUCGAAGAGUGGUGGAAGGGUGCUGGGGCCCAAAGAAAUACGUGAGAUUGCUGUGAUGGCAGAGAGUAGAUGGGAGGACAUCCAAAAGGCGCUAGCUUAA
Molecule: messenger RNA, 1059 nt
Organism: Diaporthe amygdali
Lineage: Eukaryota; Fungi; Ascomycota; Sordariomycetes; Diaporthales; Diaporthaceae
Product: exoribonuclease
Exons: 1
Coding region: 1-1059 (352 amino acids)
Biological process (GO): nuclear polyadenylation-dependent mRNA catabolic process; U5 snRNA 3'-end processing; nuclear polyadenylation-dependent rRNA catabolic process
Cellular component (GO): cytoplasmic exosome (RNase complex); nuclear exosome (RNase complex)
Source: RefSeq, a predicted model, not a curated record